Molecule: messenger RNA, 3701 nt
Organism: Megalopta genalis
Lineage: Eukaryota; Metazoa; Arthropoda; Insecta; Hymenoptera; Halictidae
Gene: AlaRS
Product: alanine--tRNA ligase, cytoplasmic
Biological process (GO): alanyl-tRNA aminoacylation
Cellular component (GO): mitochondrion; cytoplasm
Molecular function (GO): aminoacyl-tRNA deacylase activity; alanine-tRNA ligase activity; ATP binding
Source: RefSeq, a predicted model, not a curated record
UAUGAAUGCAUACGUACUGUAGAUGCUACAUCUACAUACUAGUAUUAGUAGAGCAAUUUCUUUUUCUCAGGUGUCAGUGCCGGUUUGAACCACAUGCACUGAAUUCUAUUUUUCCCUUUCUUCUGUGAAAUACAUCAGCAGAUCAGCACUGCCGUAUAACCAGCUGUUUUGAUAAGCUAUACAUUUUCAUAUCUAGUUUGAAGAAAAGAAAAAGAAAGUAUCAAUAUGAAUAAAGAUAUGACUGCUAAAGAUAUUCGACAAGCUUAUAUUGACUUUUUUAAAAGCAAAGGUCAUAAAUAUGUUCACUCGAGUUCUACAAUACCUCAUGAUGAUCCAACAUUACUCUUUACAAAUGCUGGAAUGAAUCAGUUCAAACCAAUAUUUCUGGGAACUGUGGAUCCAAACAGUGAUAUGUCAAAAUAUGUAAGAGUUGUUAAUAGUCAGAAAUGCAUUAGAGCUGGAGGAAAACACAAUGAUUUAGACGAUGUUGGAAAAGAUGUUUACCAUCACACAUUCUUUGAAAUGAUGGGCAAUUGGUCUUUUGGAGAUUAUUUCAAAAAAGAAAUUUGCACCUGGGCUUGGGAAUUUUUAACAGCCAAAUUAGGGUUACCAGCUGACCAAUUGUAUGUAACUUAUUUUGGAGGAGAUGAGAAGAACCAUUUGAAGUCAGAUGAAGAAUGCAAAAAUAUCUGGCUAUCAAUGGGAGUACCUCCUACUCAUGUUUUGCCAGGAAAUAUGAAAGAUAAUUUCUGGGAAAUGGGAGAAACAGGUCCUUGUGGACCAUGCAGUGAACUACAUUAUGAUCGUAUUGGUAACAGAGAAGCAGCUCAUUUAGUGAAUCAAGAUGAUCCAGAUGUUUUAGAAAUCUGGAAUCUUGUCUUUAUACAAUUUAAUAGAGAGUCUGAUGGAAGUUUGAAAUUGUUACCAAAGAAACAUAUUGAUUGUGGUCUAGGUUUGGAAAGAUUAGUAUCGGUUGUUCAGAAUAAACGUGCUAAUUAUGACACAGAUUUAUUUAUACCACUUUUUGAAGCCAUACAGAAAGGUACAGGAGCACCACAUUAUCAAGGAAAAGUUGGUGCUGAUGAUAUUGAUGGUAUAGAUAUGGCAUAUAGAGUUCUGGCUGACCAUGCAAGAACUCUUACAAUUGCUCUUGCAGAUGGCGGUGUACCAGACAAUACUGGCAGAGGAUAUGUACUAAGACGAAUUUUAAGGCGCGCUGUGCGUUAUGCGACAGAAAAAUUAAACGCAAAGCCCGGAUUUUUUGGAACAUUAGUAAAUGUAGUUGUUGAUCUGCUCGGUGGUAUCUUUCCUGAGGUAACUAAAGAUCCGCAGCAGAUAAUUGAUAUUAUUAAUGAAGAAGAAACUCAAUUUCUUAAAACUUUAUCGCGUGGUCGUAAUUUAUUAAAUCGUACAAUAGCAAAAUUAGAAUCGUCCACUAUUAUCCCUGGCGAUAUUGCUUGGCGUUUGUACGAUACAUAUGGUUUCCCUAUUGAUUUAACGCAACUGAUGACAGAAGAAAAAGGCCUGAAGGUGGAUAUAAUAGCUUAUGAAGAAGCAAAAAAGCAGGCUCAGCUCAUCUCUCAAAGCAAAAGUGGUGGGGUGGAUGAUCAAAUUAAUUUAGAUGUUCAUGCAAUUACUGAAUUACAAAAUAAAGAAAUUAAGCCCACUGUAGACUUACCGAAAUACAAUUACACAGUUCGGAAUAAUAACCUGUAUGAAGAAUAUGAAUUUGCUCCAUGUACUGGUACUGUACUUGCUCUUAGAUGUAAUAAAACGUUUGUUGAUGAAGUGUCAUCAGGAGAAGAAGUUGGAAUUUUAUUAGAUCAAACGAAUUUUUAUGCUGAGCAGGGCGGACAAAUAUAUGAUGAAGGAUUUAUAGUGAAGAUUGAUGAUGAAGAGACAGAAGUUCGGAUAAAAAAUGUUCAAAUUAGAGGCGGCUAUGUGUUACACAUUGGUUCUGUAGGUCAAGGAGUACUAAGAAAGGGUGACAAAGUUCACUUAAAUGUAGACUUUACACGUAGGCGGCUUAUAAUGAGCAAUCAUACAGCAACCCAUGCUCUUAAUUAUGCUCUCCGAAAAGUAUUGGGUACAGAAGUUGAUCAGAAGGGUUCUCUAGUAGCGCCAGAUCGCCUCCGAUUUGAUUUUACAAAUAAAGGUGCCAUGACUCCAGAACAAGUGAAACAAGUCGAAGAAAUUAUCAAUAAUAUCGUAAAAGAGAAGAAAAAGGUUUAUACUAGAGAAUGUAGUUUAUCAUUAGCAAAAACUAUACAAGGGUUACGUGCUAUGUUCGAAGAAACAUAUCCAGACCCUGUUAGAAUAGUUAGCUUAGGUGUCCCGAUUGAAGAUUUGGAAAAGGAUCCUUUAGGUCCUUGUGCAAUGCAGACCAGUGUGGAAUUUUGUGGAGGAACCCACUUGCAUUGCACAGAGCAUAUUGGAGAUUUUGUUAUAGCCAGCGAAGAAGCAAUUGCUAAAGGUAUUAGGCGCAUCGUAGCACUCACUGGUCCUGAAGCAGCGAAAGCUCAGAAAAAGGCGUUGUUGCUACAGAAUCAAUUAGACCAGCUUCAAAAGACUAUAUUAGCUGAUAAAAAUAGUGUGAAUUCAAAAGAGUAUGUAAGAAAAAUAGUUGAGUUAACAGAUGAUGUUUCACGUGCUACGAUUCCAAGUUGGAAAAAGGACAAAAUGCGUAAGAUGUUAAAAGAUUUAAAGAAAACACUCGACGAUCAAGAACGCGCUGCAAAAGCAGCAAUCGCUAAUUCAGUAUUAGAAACCAUUGACCAAUUAAUUCAGCAAAAUGUUGGUUGUCCAGUUUUGGUUGAGGUUUGUCAAGCGUAUAGCAAUACAAAAGCUUUAGAUUCUGCCUUAAAAAAGAUAAAAGCUGUGUCCCCAGAAACAAGUGCAUUACUACUUAGUGUAGAUCCUGAUGCUAAAAAGAUAUUUGCACUUAGUGCAUCCUCCAAGUCUGCUAUAAAUAAAGGAUUGAAAGCGAAUGAAUGGAUCCAACAAAUUGCUCCCCUCAUAGGAGGAAAAGGUGGAGGAAAACCCGAGUCUGCUCAGGCUUCGGGUACUAAUAUUUCAUGCUUAAAUAAAUUAAUACAUACAGCUAAAAACUUUGCUAAUUUAAAGCUAGGUAUUACAGUUCCAGAUAUUAAAAAGGAAAUUCCAGCUAACAAAUCAGUGGCUGAUGAAACAGUUGUACAUCAGAAAAUUUCAAAAGACAACUUAACACUUUUUGGUAAUAUUGGAAGUGUGAAGUACUAUCGUGCUCAAAUAGUAGCAAAUUAUAGUGGAAAAAAAUUGGUUGUAUCACAACAUAAAAGUAGUGACGAAAUUUCUAGAGAUAUUAGGCUUCAAGGAAAUGGUUUUGAAUUAUUUGAUAGCAACGCAAUUGCAUUUUAUUUAGCAAAUGAUCAAUUGAGGUGUUCCAAUGACCCUUUUGCAUUUACUCAAAUUUUACAGUGGUUAAAUUAUGCAGAUAAUCAUAUUCUACCAGCAGUUUCUGGAUGGGUUGUUCCGUGUCUUUCCGAGAAUAUACCUAAUUAUAUGAAGGCAAACAUUAAAACAUCUAAAGAAGACCUCCUUUCUUCUUUGAAAAAAUUAAAUAAUAUACUCUUUACAAAAACUUAUUUAGUAGGAGAAAGAAUUAGUCUUGCAGACAUUGCUAUGUUUACUACUCUAAUACCUCUAUACGAAUAUGUUUUUGA